Theobroma umbraticum is the source of this 1706-nucleotide messenger RNA. It is a transcript of the gene SQN, whose product is annotated as peptidyl-prolyl cis-trans isomerase / cyclophilin-40 (CYP40) / rotamase. The record is from RefSeq and is a predicted model, not a curated record. Lineage: Eukaryota; Viridiplantae; Streptophyta; Magnoliopsida; Malvales; Malvaceae. Gene Ontology annotation, cellular component: cytoplasm. Gene Ontology annotation, biological process: protein peptidyl-prolyl isomerization; protein folding. Gene Ontology annotation, molecular function: protein binding; peptidyl-prolyl cis-trans isomerase activity; cyclosporin A binding.
GAGAAGUGGAAAAAAUGGGAUUGGGUCAUGAAUGAAAAAAACAAAAAGAAAAGAAAGAAAGAAAAACAAUAAGCGGAGAGAGAGAAGAGAGGCGGAGACCGGUGCUGCUAACCCGAACUCCAAAGAGUCAGAGACCCCCAUUUUUAUAUUUGGAAUAAUUAACUUAAGUUAAAAAAAUAAAGCGGGACUAGGGUUUUACAGAGAGGAAGUCUCUAGAGAGAAGGAAAGAGUAGGUAAUUUACUUUUAUCUCUCUCUAUAUAUAAACAUAAAAACUAUGUAGCAACCGAGAGAAAGAGAAAGAGAAAGGGGAAGAGAAAGUAAAAGAAAAAGGAAAGGAAAAAGAGACUUAUGAAUAUGAUGAUGAGGAGGCCGAGGUGUUAUUUGGAUAUAAGCAUAGGAGAAGAGCUUGAAGGAAGGAUAAUAGUGGAACUGUACAAUGAUGUAGUACCCAAAACUGCAGAGAACUUCAGGGCCCUUUGCACUGGUGAAAAGGGCAUUGGUCCUAACACUGGUGUUCCCCUUCACUAUAAGGGAGUUCGUUUUCAUCGAGUUAUUAAAGGCUUUAUGGUACAAGGUGGAGAUAUAUCUGCUGGAGAUGGUACUGGAGGAGAGUCAAUUUAUGGUUUGAAAUUUGAAGAUGAAAAUUUUGAAUUGAAACAUGAACGGAAAGGAAUGUUAUCGAUGGCAAAUGCUGGUCCUAACACAAAUGGGUCUCAGUUCUUCGUCACUACAACUCGCACUUCUCAUUUAGAUGGAAAACAUGUUGUAUUUGGCAAGGUUGUCAAAGGAAUGGGUGUUGUUCGUUCCAUUGAACAUGUAACAACUGGUGAAGCUGAUUGUCCCACUGUUGAUGUGACAAUUGCUGAUUGUGGAGAAAUCCCUGAGGGGGCAGAUGAUGGGAUAUCCAAUUUUUUCAAUGAUGGUGACAUUUAUCCUGAUUGGCCAGCUGACCUUGAUGAGAGUCCUAAUGAGCUCUCUUGGUGGAUGACUGCUGUAGAUUCUGUUAAGGCUUUUGGAAAUGAACAUUACAAGAAACUUGACUAUAAGAUGGCUCUCAGAAAGUACAGGAAGGCUCUACGCUAUUUAGAUAUCUGCUGGGAGAAAGAAGGGAUUGAUGAAGAUAAGAGUUCAAGUUUGAGAAAGACGAAAUCCCAGAUAUUCACAAAUAGCUCUGCCUGUAAACUGAAACUAGGGGAUCUGAAAGGAGCACUGUUGGACACAGAAUUUGCAAUGCGAGAUGGAGAUAACAAUGUGAAAGCCUUGUUUCGCCAAGGUCAGGCACACAUGGCACUUAAUGAUGUUGAUGCUGCUGUUGAAAGCUUCAAGAAAGCAUUGCAAUUGGAGCCAAAUGAUGGUGGAAUAAAGAAAGAGCUUGCUGUUGCUAUGAAAAAGAUCAAUGAUAGGCGCAAUGAGGAGAGAAGACGGUAUCGUAAGAUGUUCCAACCGCACUCAACUGGUGCUGAUAACCAUGAUGGUUAAGAGCUUCAAUUGUUCAGUGAGAUAGUGUCAUCUGGUUCAGGCUUUCUUGAUUAGGAUCUCUUACCUUUUGGACAAAAUAGUAGGUUUCAGUGGAAGCAGAGGAAGCAUUCCAGCAAAUUAAACUGUACAAAUCUGAGGCUUGAACCAAUUCUUAUUUCUAAUGAGAAUUUUCAUACUAGUUAUUUAGGAUGUAGGAAAUUUAGACUAAGACUGAUCAAUUCCUUAA